Molecule: messenger RNA, 434 nt
Organism: Anopheles coustani
Lineage: Eukaryota; Metazoa; Arthropoda; Insecta; Diptera; Culicidae
Exons: 1
Coding region: 1-396 (131 amino acids)
Cellular component (GO): mitochondrion; cytosol
Molecular function (GO): peptidyl-tRNA hydrolase activity
Source: RefSeq, a predicted model, not a curated record
AUGAAUCUGUUCCGCACGCUGCUUGCCGGCCUUGCCGGUGGUCCUAUGAAAAUGGUCCUCAUAGUACGGUCAGAUUUAGGUUUAAGGAAGGGAAAGAUUGCAUCACAAUGCGCCCAUGCUGCCGUUCUGUGCAGUAUGCGGGCGAUCGGCGGUUCCGGUAAAGCUAAACUAGACGCCUGGUUGAUGCAGGGCCAGCCAAAAAUAGUACUCAGGGUAGACAGUUUGGAAGAGGUGCAUUUGCUAACGGAGCGCGCGACCGAUGCGGGUGUUAUUGCCGAGGUCGUGCGGGAUGCCGGUCGUACACAAGUGGCGAGUGGGACCGAAACCGUACUCGGAAUAGGGCCCGAUCGUAGCGUCGUGAUUGAUUCCUUAGUUGGCCAUCUGAGACUGUUGUAGUUGUUUGUUGUAAAUAGAUUUGUUACACUCCUCAUGUA